Amaranthus tricolor (Joseph's coat) is the source of this 1176-nucleotide messenger RNA. RefSeq lists its product as uncharacterized. Bases 1 to 1176 code for a protein of 391 amino acids. The transcript has a single exon. The record is from RefSeq and is a predicted model, not a curated record. Lineage: Eukaryota; Viridiplantae; Streptophyta; Magnoliopsida; Caryophyllales; Amaranthaceae.
AUGGCGGUAGAACACCCAAAGUCCCUUCGGGAAUAUGCCAUGCCUGAUGGGAGUUUAGGGUCGAGUAUUGUUCAACCAACCAUCACAGCCGCAAACUAUGAGAUCAAACCAGCUUUCUUUCAAUUUAUUGCUCAGAAUCAAUUUGCCGGCACUGAGGUGGAGAAUCCAAACGACCACCUAGAUGAGUUCGUGAAUAAGUGUGGCACCGUGAAAUAUCAGGGGAUUUCUGAUGAACAGAUGAAGCUGAUUUGUUUCCCCUACUCACUCAGCGGGGAGGCAAGAGAUUGGUUAAGAUCUGAAGGUCCGAACAAGUAUCGCACUUGGGAGGCAUUAUCUAAGGCUUUCCUUGCUCGAUUCUUUUCACCAGCCAAAACUGCUAAACUACGUAAUGAUAUCACCUCAUUCCGUCAAGAUGAUGGUGAAGCAUUAUACGAGGCUUGGGAAAGAUAUAAAGGGCUACAAAGGAAGUGCCCGCACCAUGGAAUCCCAGACUGGCUCUUAAUUCAGAAUUUUUACAAUGGUCUUAGGGACGAGAUACAAAUUUCAGUAGAUGCUGCAGCUGGAGGAACAUUGAUGGCCAAAACCCCCGAGGUAGCCAAGCAGAUAAUCGAGGAAAUGUCCUCGAAUUUCCAUUGGAGAGAUAAAAGGAAUACCAAGAAAGGUGGAAAAUAUGAAGUGGAUGCAUUACUUGCUAUUCAAAACUCUGUCCACGCAUUGUCAAUGAGGAUGGACCAAUUGAGUGUAGGGAACACACUAAAGGCUUGUGAAGUGUGUGGAAUCCAAGGUCAUUCCCCAUCAGAGUGUGCAGCAGCAGAAUCAUCAUCAAGCCAACAAGUCAAUGCAGUUUACAACCAAGGGAAGCCACCAUUCAAUCCAUACUCUAACACUUAUAAUGAAGGUUGGAGGCAUCAUCCCAACUUUUCAUAUAAAAAUCCCAAUGCAUCAUUGAACCCACCAUCAUUAUAUCACCAACCUCCACCAACAUAUAACCAACAACCCCCAGGGUUUCAAAAACCCCCACCACAAAACUCACCGCAAAAAUCAAAUUUGGAGUCCAUGAUGGAGAACUUCAUUGCCACUCAGUCCAAGAUUAAUGCUGAUACUUCUAGUGCCAUCCAACAGAUUCAAGCACACAACAAAAUCAUUGAUAAUCUGAUGGCACAGAUGGCGCAAUAA